Cornus florida is the source of this 1780-nucleotide messenger RNA. Its product is annotated as probable aspartic proteinase GIP2. Gene Ontology annotation, biological process: proteolysis. The coding region runs from base 332 to 1573 and encodes 413 amino acids. The record is from RefSeq and is a predicted model, not a curated record. NCBI's taxonomy places the organism in Eukaryota, Viridiplantae, Streptophyta, Magnoliopsida, Cornales, Cornaceae. The transcript has a single exon. Gene Ontology annotation, molecular function: aspartic-type endopeptidase activity.
CAUGUGUAUCCCAUGCUCACAAAACAUGAAGAUAAACAUUGCCCCAAUAUGUCACUUGGGGACCAUCCACUACUAAAAUAGCUUUAAAAUCUACUCGGCAAAGACUCAGAUCGAUAUAUUCAAGAACUUAUCAUCUUAUCCACUCCUGUCUCCUCCUACAUAUUAUUUGUCAAAUUUCGCUUGCCGCGGCGUCCCACCGCAACACACACACGCACACAGUAAAAACAUUUGUAACAAACGCCAAAAGCAGGUUCCCUUAUCAAUUCUCUCUCUCUCUCUCUCUCUCUCUCUCUCUAGAUCUGUUUUAUCUUUCUCUCUCUAGUCUCUUUCCAUGGCUUCCUCUCUUCAACACCUCCUCUUUUCCUUCAUUUUCAUGCUCUCAAUCUCUGUUGCUCAGAGACCAUCCUUCCCAAAUCAUGCUAUGCUCCUUCCUGUCACCAAACAACUCCCAACGCUUCAAUAUUUGACUCACAUACAUUUGGGUACUCCACUUGUUCCCAUCACCCUUGUAGUUGAUCUUGGCGGUCCAUUCCUCUGGGUUGAUUCCGCAUCGACACACGUGUCAUCAUCUUACCAGCCCAUCAAGUCUGGCUCACUACAAUGCUCAAUGGCCAACACCAACAACUCUUGUCAAAAUUAUGGUAAUUGCUUGUCUAGAUCCAACACAUGUACUCUAUGCCCAGAAAAUUCCAUCACAACAAAGGUCACACAAGGAGAUCUAGCAGAAGACACCAUAGCCGUCAGAUCAGAGCUCGGUCAGAUCACAGCCGUCCAUCACUUCCUGUUCUCAUCAGCCCCCACUUUGUUACUCAAGGGACUAGCAAGUGGUGUGAAGGGGGUACUAGGCCUCGGAAGGUCCAGAAUUGCACUUCCAUCACAACUUGCCAACACAGUCUCCUACCACCGGAAAUUCACCGUCUGCCUGUCGUCGUCAGAGGGCGUCAUAAUCUCCGGUGAGAGCCAAUUCGCCACCGACAUUUCAAAGUCAUUAAUGUACACACCACUCAUCACCACCGACCAAGGCGGUGGUACGUUAAGAGAGUAUUACAUUAAUGUGAAGUCCAUAAAGAUAAAUGGCAAGCGAUUAUCGAUCGAUACAUCUUUAUUAGGCAUUGGAGGGACAACAAUUAGUACAAUUGUGCCUUACACCACUUUGGAGAGUACCGUCUAUGAAACACUUAGCAAAGCUUAUAUUAAGGUUGCCAAUGUCAUGAACAUGACUAGGGUGGCAUCAGUGGCACCGUUUGGGCUCUGCUUCAGCUCGAAAGGGAUCGAAAACACCCGGGACGUGCCGGUGAUUGAUCUGAUGUUGCAGAGCGAGAUGGUUAAGUGGAGGAUACAUGGGAGGAACUCAAUGGUGAAGGUGAGUGAUGAAGUGAUGUGCUUGGGGAUGUUGGAUGGGGGUGUGAAGCCUAGGGCUUCUAUUGUUAUUGGGGGUUAUCAGUUGGAGGAUAAUCUGCUAGAGUUUAAUUUAGCUACUUCUAUGCUUGGAUUUAGCUCAUCAUUAUUGAUGAGGCAAACCAGUUGUUCGAGUCUCAAAUUGUAUUCCAUGUCUAGUCAUGAAUCAAUUUGAGUCGUAUAUCCUGUACAGUUUUGUUCAAGUUAAUAACCAAUGUAUUAGUGGUGUGGUGUCGUACAAUUUUUUUCUCCGACCACAAAUCAAUUUUGGGUUAUUACUUCUGUAUUUUUGGUCUUGCUUAAAUUAAUGUCUUCAACUCAAUAGAUGAAAACAGAGCAUGUUUAUUUAUUAAUCUAAAUAAAGCAUAAUUUUUUUAUGUUA